This is a messenger RNA of Coccinella septempunctata (seven-spotted ladybird), 970 nucleotides long. RefSeq lists its product as uncharacterized. The record is from RefSeq and is a predicted model, not a curated record. Bases 262 to 777 code for a protein of 171 amino acids. The transcript is spliced from 2 exons. NCBI's taxonomy places the organism in Eukaryota, Metazoa, Arthropoda, Insecta, Coleoptera, Coccinellidae. Gene Ontology annotation, biological process: septate junction assembly.
AAAAUCCGUCAUUUCUCGGAUACUUCUUAGAGUUCUAGAAAAUAUAUAACGUGUGUGGGUGGCGAGUAAUUGAAGGGCCAAGGGUUAAUUCCAGUUAACUAACUGAGCUCGACCUAUCCAAUUCCUCAAUUUCGUCAGUUCCUCAUGGAUCGGCGAACAGAAAAGUAGAUUGGUCGUUUAAAAGUAGCAUCGUCUAAAAUUGCGCUCAAAGUGGAAAAUAGGGAAUCCCUCUACGACGUUCCAAAAAGGGUGGAGGUCAAGAUGUCCAGCGAAGUAGAGCCUGGCAAGGACCCCGAAGAUACUAAAGUGGACCAUAAACGGACCUUCAAGCAGAAAAUCAACGACUAUUGGCAGAUCGGACUCAAAGUGUUGGAAUUGUUAGUCUGUGCAACGUGUAUGGCACUCAUCUACGAUCCUGCACAAGGAACAAGAAUUGGAAAGUCACAUCUAGAAGUGUUAGCCGUCAUGUAUACAACCUACUCGGGAUUCCUCAUUAUAAAUCUCAUGUUUUUACUGGGUAGAUCAAUGAAGGAGAUAAUUUCCUAUAAAACGAACGUAAUUUUUUCUGCAGCAGGUUCUGUCAUGUUCGUUUUUACAGCAAUCAUGUUGUUGAAAGCCAAGGCUGACCUGCAACCUCAUCAUUUUUUCCAUCCGAAUACCCAUCAUUUAGUGAUGCUUGUAACCACAGUCAUUUUCAGUUUUAUUAACGCUACUAUUUUUGCGAUCGAUGUGUUUUUACAUUUGAAGUAUAAAAAGGAUUUCAUGAAGAAUGCUUGAGAGAUUUUGUGCUGUUUUUGUAUGUUCAUAUAUAAAUAUCGUGAGGCUUUAUUUUUAUUUUAUGUUUAUUGUUGCUAGUUUAUUGCUAAGGUAUUGUAUAUUGUAUCUUUGUUUUAUCGAACUCCGUCCAUUAGUUUAGUUUUUUCUUAUUGUAUUUUUUGUAAGAUAAUAGGCCAAUAAACAUUUAAUCCAG